AUGCAUCCACCACUGACAGGAUCACCUCGUCGUCUCCUCUUUAUAGCCUCAAUAGGCAAUCAAGGCCCAUACCGACGAACAAGACAUAGCGCAGGUCAUAUUCUUCUCGAUGAACUUCUUCCCCGACUCCGUUCAAGUUGGUCAUCAAGCGAUGCGGCAACGCAAACACCUCCAAUCGGCGCAUACUAUACAACAUGGUAUAGUCCUUCUUUUAUGAAUGAGUCAGGGCCGAAAUUGGUGCGACAGAUGGUGAAGUCUUUUCAGCGACAAGAGGAGGUUCUUAAGGGCUCUUCUUUGUCUCCUUGGUUAGAGGGCUUGGUACCUUCUGGAUCUGGAUCUGGAUCCGGGUCUAGAUUCGGGUCUGGACAGAGUAUUCCUGCUACAUUGGUUAUUUUACACGACGAACUUGAGGCGCCGUUGGGUAGAGUCCGGGUGAAACGAGGUGGACCGGAGAUUGCUAGUUUACGCGGCCAUCGGGGGUUGAUUAGUGUUUGUGAGAGUUUGCGGGGGAAGGGGUUAUAUCCUCCGAAACAGGGAAAAGGGAAGAAGGAAGAACAACUGCGGGAUUUGUCUAUUCUGCGGGUUGGGGUUGGGAUUGGGCGACCGGAUAGUCGGGCGAAGAAUGCUGUUGCGGACUAUGUGUUGGCGGAGAUGGAUGCGGCGGAAUUGGCAGCUGUACAGAAAGCUGUUGAUCCUGUGUUGGAUAUUCUGGAGGAGGAAUUAUAUCGUGGGGUAAAACUGUGA
Messenger RNA from Penicillium odoratum, 744 nucleotides. Its product is annotated as aminoacyl-tRNA hydrolase. NCBI's taxonomy places the organism in Eukaryota, Fungi, Ascomycota, Eurotiomycetes, Eurotiales, Aspergillaceae. Bases 1 to 744 code for a protein of 247 amino acids. The transcript has a single exon. The record is from RefSeq and is a predicted model, not a curated record. Gene Ontology annotation, molecular function: peptidyl-tRNA hydrolase activity.